Molecule: messenger RNA, 2637 nt
Organism: Dicentrarchus labrax (European seabass)
Lineage: Eukaryota; Metazoa; Chordata; Actinopteri; Moronidae
Gene: kifl
Biological process (GO): microtubule-based movement
Molecular function (GO): microtubule binding; microtubule motor activity; ATP binding
Source: RefSeq, a predicted model, not a curated record
GACACAUUCCUCGUAGGUGUAAAAACCUGUAAAGAUAAGAUUUUACUUUAUUAAGAAUUGAGAAAUUCCUUUUUCACUCUUUUUACUUUUAUACACACACAGGCUGAAAUGCACGCUCAUGCACAUGCAGGGCUUUUGGACAUGCAAACAGAGAGAUGGUGGAGUGAUGUUAGCACGUUAGCAGCCCCCUACAAGCAGUUUUUUGGGGUUAGGUGCUCAGGGGCACCUUGGCAGUGGACAGGAGGUGAAACUGGCACCUCUCCAGCUACCAGUCCACACUCCAUAAUGUGGUCCCUACACACUGAGCUGCUGCCGCCCCUAUGAUCAGUAAAUAUGUGUUUAUCAGCUCAAUUUGUUUCCAUAUUUGCCAAAGUGACCACUCCAGAGUCGAAUAUGGUCAGGGCAGGGUUUGGAUUGUGAAAAAGGAAGGAAGGCCCAAAGCUGUAUUUUCAUUAAAGUGGCAUCAUGGGUGGAUUUAUCUCUAAGUAAGGUGUGUUAAACAGAUGCUCAAGCUGUAGUCCAAAAGUGCAAAUGAGCCUCUUUGUCUAAAAAAAGAAAGGAAAUCCUCAUGGAAGAGCUUUGCCAAGAACAGCAGAGAGAGAGAACAAUACCUUUAAUCAGCAGCAGCAAUGACCAUGAGAUUGAUUUUAUUCCACAAUUACUUCUUCUUACAGAUACAGUAUCAACUAUAUGAUAAUAUAAAGCAGAAUGUCUGAAACAUGCGUGAAGAAAAUAUCCAGAUACUCCUGUUACACUACUAUUUCACCCCAUCCCCUUGACUCUAACAGUAGAGGAAAGCUUGGGGUCUCCAGGAAAACAAACACAAACAAGAGAGCGAAGUGAGUGUGUGUGUAUGAACUAUACGUGAGUGUGAGUGUGAGAGAGCAUCCAGUUACAAUCUGUAUCUUACACACAGGAAACCUGAGGACUGUUGGGGGCAUCUUUUUACCAGCAGCGGGCUCUGUGGGGUUUAAGCCAGUACCUGGUGAAACUCCAUCUCUGCAGGUUUAAUAUUUAAAGACUGUUGAGAGUUUGGUUCCCCUUAGAGAUCGGGACCGACGCGUCCUCCUGGUCAGUACAGCAGCACGAAACGGGACUGAAUCACACCGGAGGGAUCUGAUCUGCUCCCAGACCAGAUUUUGAUCCAGUUGCAAAUUCUCUCCUAAAAAGACCAAAUAUAAGAACAUCACAAACAGUAAAUACACAAUGUAUGUAAACUCUUCUGGAGCUGACAAUGGAUCUUAUUCACUGACUUUCCUGGGAAAGAAAGUAGGGAGACAUCACUCUGUGGCCCCUGCAGGCAAGCAACUCGCCUGGGAGACGACUAACAGGUCUACCUGCCCUGAGGACCCCGUCGUGUCCCUGCGGCCUGGACGGGUCCCGGUGGCAGUGCAGGUGCUGGAGGAUUUACCGGGCUGUGUACCAGAGCUGAAGGACGAGAGGCCGUGUCCAAUAAUUCACAACACACAGUUUGACCAGUAUGAGGACAGCAGUAAAAUCAGAGUGUUUUGUCGGAUUCGGCCGGCGAACCGAGCCGAGGUUGCGCAGGGUGGAGCCAUCGUUGUGGAGAAGACAGAUGAGUACUCUGUCACUGUGGAGACCCCUCGUGGGCAGCGGGAGUUUCAGUUUGACAAGGUGUUCAGUGCUGAAGCCUCCCAGGAUGACCUGUUCCUCGACACCAACAGGCUGAUCCAGUCGGCUAUCGAUGGCUACAACGUCUGUAUCUUUUCAUAUGGCCAAACGGGCUCAGGGAAGACCUUCACCAUGGUGGGGGACAAGGACCAGAAGAACCCUGGAAUCAUGCCGAGAUCCUUUAAUGCCAUAUUCAAUAUCAUACGGGAGAACAGCGCAAAAUUCGACUUCAAGGUUUCGGCCUAUAUGCUGGAGCUGUAUAACGACAGGCUGCAGGACCUCUUUGUGAGCCUGCCUGGUGAGGCCCACGCACAGCCUCAGUCCCAUGGCCAGGCCAGGCGGGUGGAGAUCAAGAGGAACAGAAAGGGGGUUGUGUUCGCGCAAGGAGCAGAGACAAAGGAGGCUUCCAGUGCCCAGGAACUCUACGCUCUGUUCCAGCAGGCCUGCGCCAACCGACACAUCUCUGCCACCAAGAUGAAUGUGGAGAGUUCCCGCUCCCAUCUCAUUGUUGGCAUCAUGGUGGAGAGCAGGAAUCUGACCAAUGGGAGUGUGAGCACCGGGAAGCUGAGCCUCGUGGACCUGGCAGGCAGUGAGAGAGCAGCCAAGACUGGUGCUAAGGACCACCAGCUAAAGGAGGCCAACUCCAUUAACAAGUCUCUGAGUGCUCUGGGUGAUGUGAUCUCAGCCUUGUCUUCUGAACUGCCCCAUGUACCAUACAGGAAUAGCAAGCUGACGCAGGUGAUGCAGGACUCGCUGGGUGGAAAUGCCAAAACCCUCAUGAUCGUCAACAUCUCUCCUUCGGAGUGCAACCUCGAUGAGACGCUCACAUCUCUUGUUUACGCGACGAGAGUGAAAGCCAUAACCAACAAUGUUCAGAGACACGUGGACAGCAAAGAGAUCGCUCAGCUAAAAGAGGUGAUCAUGAAGCUGAGGUCAGGACAAACAGUGGAUGAGGAAGACAUUUGAACUGUUGUAAACUGUGUACUAUAGUGGAGUAAACUGGGA